This is a messenger RNA of Microsporum canis CBS 113480, 1761 nucleotides long. RefSeq names its product laccase-1. Lineage: Eukaryota; Fungi; Ascomycota; Eurotiomycetes; Onygenales; Arthrodermataceae. The record is from RefSeq and is a predicted model, not a curated record. The transcript has 3 exons. Gene Ontology annotation, molecular function: oxidoreductase activity; copper ion binding. Bases 1 to 1761 code for a protein of 586 amino acids.
AUGAAGCUGGCGCUCCUUUCCCUGCUGGCCUUUGUCCCCAGCUGCUAUUCUCUACCUUGGACUGCAAGCCAAAGCCUGGACGUGAAGCGGGCUGACUCGUGCGAGAACACACCUACGUCACGGCACUGUUGGGGCCAAUAUAACGUCGACACGAACUAUUACACUACGAUUCCAGACACAGGCAAGACUGUCGAGGUAUGGCUAUCAGUUCAGGAGGGCACAUGCAAUCAGGAUGGAUACAAACGGCCCUGCAUGACAUUCAACGGUACCAUGCCUGGACCCGCCAUCAUUGCAGACUGGGGAGAUGAUCUCGUCAUCCAUGUCACUAAUAACCUGGAGAGCAACGGUACCGCUAUCCAUUGGCAUGGUGUCCGUCAGCUCAACAGUGUUGAACAAGAUGGAGUCCCGGGUGUCACCCAGUGCCCUAUCCGCCCAGGAGAAAGCUACACAUACAAAUUCAAGGUCACCCAGUACGGGUCAAGCUGGUACCAUAGCCACUUUUCCCUGCAGUAUACAGAAGGUUUAUUUGGCCCGCUUAUAUUCAAGGGCCCGGCAACAGCCAACUACGAUGAGGAUAAGGGCGUUUUAUUUCUUCAAGACUGGUCGCAUACGUCCACUUUUACCGACUGGAGUGCAAAGGAGAAGUAUGGUAUUACCAAGUCACUGAACAACCUUUUAAUCAAUGGCACAAAUACGUUUGACUGUGCUGGCUCGAAGGACCCUAACUGCGUGGGCGGUGGCAAGAAAUUCGAGACUGUUUUUGAACCUGGCAAGAAGUACCUCAUCCGUCUGGCAAAUGUUGCCAUGGACAGCCUAUUUCAGUUCAAUAUUGACGGCCACAAGCUCAAGGUGAUUGCCGUUGAUUUUGUGCCCAUUGUCCCGUAUGAAACUGAUAGCGUGCUGGUCAAUGUUGGAGAGAGAUAUGAUGUGAUUGUUGAAGCAAACGCAACCCCGGGGGACUAUUGGAUGCGUGGCGGUUGGCUGAGAGCAUGCCAGGGUGUUGCAAAUGAUAACCCAGGCUCCAUUACCGGCAUCGUGCGGUAUAAUCCCAAAAGUACCAAAACCCCCACUACUACCAGUACCGUUCAGCCACCGAAUAUUUGCGCAGAUGAGCCUUCAACAAAGCUAGUGCCCCGUGUUAAGUUUGAUGUCACUAGCAUCACUGGAACCACUGUUGAGGAUAUAAACGUACGGCUCACACAUACGGCACUAUUCCAGUGGACUAUCAAUGGCAGCAGCCUUGCCCUUGAUUGGAACAAGCCGACCUUGAAGUAUAUCUUUAACAACGCAUCUGACUUCCCUACCCCUUACAACGUUGUACCUGUUGAGAGAAAAAAUCCCACUGGCGAUGAAUGGGCGGUAUUAGUCAUUGAAAACACAGCUGCAGCGCUCUUUUCAAAUAUCGCUCAUCCCAUCCAUCUUCAUGGACAUGAUUUCUGGAUUCUUGCUCAAGAGACAGGGAAGCUAUGGGAUGGAAGUAUGAAGUCCUUCCAGAUGAAAGACGCACCGCGACGGGAUACUGCUUUGCUUCCCGCAAGGGGAUACCUUGCCAUUGCAUUCCGGCUGGAUAAUCCUGGCGCAUGGCUCAUCCAUUGCCAUAUCGCAUGGCAUAGCAGCCAGGGCCUGGCAUUGGAAUUCGUUGAGAGUCCAAACUCCAUAUCAGUAGGCACUGCUGCCAAAACCGUAUUCGACAACACCUGUGCCUCAUGGGAAAAAUGGUCUCCCAGUUCGCCAUGGCCACAGGAUGAUUCGGGUAUUUAG